ACCCACCCAGAGUCCACACCGAAAAAUCCGCGCAGCGUGGACUCGCCUCGCGCACCACUCCAUUCCAUUUCUCCCCUCCUCUUCGACUCCUCCGCCUCGCCGGCGUCGCGGCCGCCGCCGACCCCCCGUCUCCUACCCCGCUCGAUCCCUUCUCCCCUUCCUGCCCACGCAGUCCCCACCACCGCCGAAUGCGGGACCCUCGCCGUUGGUGACCGAACCCUGUCGAGUUAGUUGAGCGAGCGCCGGCCGGACCCCGGAUCUCGCAUGCGCCGCCGCCGACGUCGCGCGAUCUAGCGGCUGCGCGCUGCCCCGUGGGAGGGUAGGGCUUCUGGGGCCUGGUGCGGUCUGGCGGCGGAUAUGGCUACGGAGGCGUCCACCUCUGCGGUGGGUUCGGGGGGCGGGAGCUGGGUGGAGGGGAUGUCCGCGGACAACAUCAAGGGGCUGGUGCUCGCGCUCUCAUCCAGCUUCUUCAUCGGGGCCAGCUUCAUCGUCAAGAAGAAGGGUCUCAAGAAGGCCGGCGCCUCCGGCGUCCGCGCAGGUGUUGGUGGUUACUCUUACUUGUAUGAACCAUUAUGGUGGGCAGGAAUGAUUACAAUGAUUGUUGGAGAAGUGGCUAACUUCGCAGCAUAUGCAUUUGCUCCUGCUAUCCUGGUCACACCACUUGGUGCACUUAGCAUCAUCAUUAGUGCUGUUCUUGCAGACAUUAUGUUGAAGGAGAAGCUUCAUAUAUUUGGUAUACUUGGGUGUGUUCUUUGUGUUGUGGGUUCAACAACUAUUGUACUCCAUGCCCCUCAGGAGCGUGCAAUUGAAUCUGUAGCAGAAGUGUGGGAUCUUGCUACUGAACCAGCCUUUCUAUCUUAUGCUGCUAUCGUUCUUGCUGCAACUUUUGUGCUCAUAUACUAUUUUAUCCCACAAUAUGGUCAGACGCACAUCAUGGUCUAUAUUGGUGUUUGUUCACUUGUAGGAUCUCUGUCGGUCAUGAGUGUGAAAGCUCUUGGGAUAGCCUUGAAACUGACCUUUUCCGGAAUGAACCAGCUAGUUUAUCCACAAACAUGGUUGUUCACUAUUGUUGUUGUUGCAUGUAUAGUAACACAAAUGAACUAUCUGAACAAGGCUCUUGACACUUUCAAUACAGCAGUUGUAUCACCGAUAUAUUAUACGAUGUUUACAUCACUGACCAUUUUGGCUAGCGUGAUAAUGUUCAAGGAUUGGGAUCGGCAGAAUCCAACUCAGAUUGUAACGGAGAUGUGUGGUUUUGUUACCAUCCUUUCUGGGACAUUUCUUCUUCACAAGACAAAAGAUCUGGUUGAUGGUCACCCACCAAAUCUACCUGUCCGAAUACUGAAACAUGCGGAUGAAGAUGACUAUGCUGCUGAAGGAAUUCCUCUUAGAUCUGCUGCGGAAGGCAUUCCACUUAGAUCACCAAGGGCAGCAGAAUCAUUUCGAUCAACGUUAUAACACUAGAUGAUAGAUGAUUUUGUGGCUGGCAUGCUCAGCCACGGGCAGCAAAAUCAUUUUGAUCAAUGGUGUUAUAGCACUUGAUAGUUGGGGCGGUCGUGCUAAGCCAUUCUUUCAUUUUAUACACCUUUGUAGAUUGUACCUUAGGCUUCUUCAAAAGGUGAAAAGGGGGGCCACUACCCUUGUAAUUUUUGAGACACAGGUGUAGAGUAUUGGGGAACGUCUGUUAUACCUCACGAGAUGCCCAGAAUGGGCUUAGAUCCAUUUUUUGGAUAUACGUCACGUUGAUCAAUACAAGGCCGUUCUCAACUGAUGUAUUCUUUGGAUAGAAAAAUAGGAAAAGAAUCUGAAGAAGGUAUGUUGCUA
Panicum virgatum (switchgrass) is the source of this 1824-nucleotide messenger RNA. RefSeq names its product probable magnesium transporter NIPA4. The record is from RefSeq and is a predicted model, not a curated record. Gene Ontology annotation, biological process: magnesium ion transport. Lineage: Eukaryota; Viridiplantae; Streptophyta; Magnoliopsida; Poales; Poaceae. Gene Ontology annotation, cellular component: membrane. The transcript is spliced from 9 exons. Gene Ontology annotation, molecular function: magnesium ion transmembrane transporter activity. Bases 358 to 1458 code for a protein of 366 amino acids.